This is a messenger RNA of Camelina sativa (false flax), 1073 nucleotides long. Lineage: Eukaryota; Viridiplantae; Streptophyta; Magnoliopsida; Brassicales; Brassicaceae. The record is from RefSeq and is a predicted model, not a curated record.
AUCGUUUUGUUUCGCUUCUGAUAUCUCUCUAAUAUUUUCAAUUAACGACGUACGACGCAAUGACAGAGACCGAAACUUUCUUGCCACCCAAGAAACGCAUGAGACUUGAUGACGAACCAGAAAAAGCCCAAGUGGUUGCAUCUGCUACAAAGAAGGUUGCCGUUCGAGGCAAGGUCAAGUACAAAGGAGUGGUUCAACUGCAGAACGGUCAUUGGGGGGUUCAAAUCUACACAGACCAGAAAAGGAUUUGGCUUGGAACUUUCAAAUCCGCUGUUGAAGCGGCCAUGGCUUACGACAGCGCAUCCAUCAAACUUGGACGCUUCGAUGUCAACUCGUACCGGAACUUCUCUCGGUCUGAUGUCAGGACACACGAACCGGAAUUCCAAGAUCGCUUCACAACAGAAUCUUUGUUGAACAUGAUCAGAGAAGGAUCUUACCAACAAAAAUUCAGAGAUUUUCUCAGGAGCCGAUCUAAGAUUGUCGGUGGAUCAAAACAAGUCGUCAGAGGAGAAGAAUCGAACAAGGAAUCGAACAAGGGUUGCUCUCGCACGGAGCUUUUUCAGGAGUUGACACCGAGCGAUGUAGGGAAACUGAAUAGGCUUGUGAUACCUAAGAGGUACGCUGUGAACUAUAUGCCUUCCAUAAGACCAAAGGAGAAAGAAGAGGGUGAAAUAGUGGAAGGUGUGGAGAUUGUGUGUUACGACAGCGAAUUCAGACAAUGGAAAUUUAGGUAUUGUUACUGGAAAAGUAGCCAGAGCUUUGUCAUCACCAGCGGUUGGAAGAGUUUCGUGAGGAAGAAGAAACUCAAGGAGAAGGAUGUCAUCAGCUUUUACACUUGCGAUGUUAAGACAUUAGAAGGUCAAAUCAAGCACUCCUUGAUGAUUGAUGUUCAUUACUCUUCACACAAUGGUUCCGUGGUCCCUGAGGAAGCAAACAUGACGGUUCAUGAUAGUUCAGAGGAAGGAAUGAAAACUGAAAAAUUCGUGAUCUCCAAGUUAAAAGAUGAAGAGACCAAAACAGAGGAGAACAAAGGAAGCUUUCUUCUGUUUGGUGUAAGGAUCCAAUGUUCUUAG